UGCCGCUGCCGGGGCUGCCGCUGCCGGCAGUGCCGAGUCCAGCCGAGCAGCAUCGAGCUUUAGCCUCAUCGUACCGUGCCGUGCCGAGCGCUGGGAUCGCAGGGCUCAGGGAAUGGCCCUCCGCGAGUAGCUGCACCGCCGGACCGGGUGGAUGCUUGAGAGUGCAGGAUAAGGUGCAAGUGUCUGGGACCAGUGGAAUGGAGGCCUGAUGUAGAUGGAAAGAUGGUGGUGCCAAAAUGGGAUAAGUUUUUUUUUCUUACCAUCAGUGUGAUCUGAUGAAGAAGAAGCUCUGAACUCUAUUAUGAAGGAUUUGGCAGCGUUGGGCAAGUGUGGGGGGCUGCUGGACAACAACAGGAAUAAGAACAGUGUCCACUCUGGCAAGCAGCGAAAUGUCAGGAUCAAGUUUGAAUAUGAAGGAGAGAAAAGGAUUAUCCAGUUUCCAAGACCAGUCAGGUUCAAAGAAGUGGUGCAGAAGGUCACAGAUGCUUUUGGACAGACCAUGGACUUAGUCUGUGUGAACAAUGAGCUCCUGAUCCCUCUGAAAUCCCAGGAAGAUUUGGACAGAGCGAUGGAACAGUUGGAGCUGAGCCCUUCCCUGAAGAGCCUGCGGAUCCUUGUGAGCGCUCCAAAGAAAUCGAGUCAGCUUCUCCAGCCAAACAACAGUAAACAGCAUGAAAUGAGGAUCUCCAGGUCCAUGGGUGAUAUCAUGGGAUCCCUGUACAAAGACUCUGAGAGGACAAGGAAGUAUUCAACAGGCUCUCUGCACACUGGCCGGAGCUCUCCACCCCCAGGGAGUGUUCCUGAAGAGCAGCAGCAAAUUGCUCGUCAAGGAUCCUACACCAGCAUCAACAGCGAGGGAGAGUUCAUCCCUGAGACCAUGGAUCAGAAUAUGCUUGAAGCUUUCAUCAGCCCUGAUGACUCGCUGUCUGGGAGCUGCCAGUCACUGGACAGAUCUGUGGACAGCCCUCCCUUUACCCAAACCCCUGUUCCUGGAAGGAAGACCCAUCCCAAAGACAGUCUUGAUUGCAUGGAUUUUGACAUCCCCUUCUGCGAGAGGUUUGGGAAAGGGGGCACCUUCCCAAGGCAGUACCACCUCUCCCAAAGUCGCAAGGACUACAGUGAUGGCCGAAGGACUUUCCCUAGGAGCUACUUUCCACAGGAGAACUUGUUUCAGCUUGUCCCUUCUAGCAGAACCAAGAGCUUUAAUGGAGACAGCAAACUCAGCACCUUACAGUACGAGGAGUGCACACCCAAAUGGUGGAACAAUUGUGAAAAAGGUCUGCAGGUGUUCAGCACCUCCCCUACGAAAGCUAGGAACUCCCUGCAGGCACCUGUGAACUGGAGGCUGGGGAAGCUGCUUGGAAGAGGAGCUUUUGGGGAGGUUUAUCUCUGCUACGAUGCGGACACUGGCCGGGAGCUGUCAGUGAAGCAGGUGCCUUUUGACCCCGACAGUCAGGAGACAAGCAAAGAGGUGAAUGCCUUGGAAUGUGAGAUUCAGCUGUUGAAGACCCUUCGUCAUGACAGGAUAGUGCAGUACUACGGGUGCUUGCGGGAUCCUGAAGAGAAGAAGCUAUCUAUCUUUGUUGAAUACAUGCCAGGGGGCUCAAUAAAGGACCAGCUAAAAGCUUACGGUGCUCUGACCGAGAACGUCACUCGGAAGUACACCAGGCAGAUACUGCAGGGAGUCUUCUACUUACACAGCAAUAUGAUUGUCCACAGGGACAUUAAAGGUGCCAAUAUUUUGAGAGAUUCUGCUGGAAACGUGAAACUUGGAGAUUUUGGGGCCAGUAAACGCAUCCAGACCAUCUGCAUGUCUGGGACUGGGAUUAAAUCUGUCACGGGAACACCAUACUGGAUGAGCCCAGAGGUCAUCAGUGGAGAGGGCUAUGGAAGGAAAGCUGAUGUGUGGAGUGUGGCCUGCACCGUGGUGGAGAUGUUAACGGAGAAGCCACCGUGGGCAGAGUUCGAAGCCAUGGCAGCUAUUUUUAAAAUUGCCACUCAGCCAACCAACCCCCAGCUCCCUGAUGGUGUCUCCAGCUCCUGCCGCAACUUCCUCAAGCAGAUCUUUGUGGAGGAGAAGCGGAGGCCGACAGCCGAGGACCUGCUGAGACAUCCCUUUGUCAACUGUGGGCUCUGAGCCCUGCCAGCGGGAGGGGGACAGCCGACAGACCUGUGGCCUUUUGUGCUCUGUGGUUCAGACCCUGGCCCUGGACUGUCCCGGCAGUGGCCCCCACAGGUUCCUUCUUGCUGGCUCAGCACCUGCCAUGCCACUGGAUCUCCAAGCUGUGCUCAGGACUGUUGGUGUUCGGAGUGAGGGAUUUCCCAGAAUGUGCGGGUGCUGGCUUUGAACCAAGAAACUUCCUUGCUGCCAGCAAUACCAGGGUUGUCCCUGCCUUGCUGUGUUGCUUAUCUCUUGGGGCAGGUUCAACCAAAAAUGGGAUCUGUGCCCCCUCCACCAUGACAGUGAUGCUGGCAGCAUCCUCGGGACAGGCGGAGGAAUAAGAUGCUCAUUGAUGAUCUCCACCUCUCACAGGGGAACAGACAGGGGCCUCAGCCACACUGGAGGAGAUGAUCCUCAGACUGCAGAGUUGGGGGGGGACCCGAGUGUCCCUAUUCACAAGGGGACCAAACUCUGCUGGAGGCCAUGGGACUAACUGGCACCUCUAACGAGCGGUGUUCAAUGCUGUUUGUGCCUUAAGCAGUUAUGGUCCAGGAGCAAUGCUUGGCUGGGCCCAGAGCACGGGGUCGGGCGCCAUGGUGCAGCCGUGAUGGCUUUGCCUGUGUGUGUGCACGUGUGUGUGUGCGAGGUGUGGCAGAAGAGGUCUUCUCGGGGCACAGGAGGUCUCUGUGGGGUGCACUCGUGAACAAAUGCCUGGGACCUUUGCCACAGGCUGUGCAGAGGGACGUUUCAAUGCUGUUGGUCCCUGCAGUGGGCAGGGUUGAGCACCAGUUUGUGCUGGGAGCCCUCAGGGUUCAGGUGGGGCUGGAGGGGGCCUUGGAGAGGGUGGCUCUCUGCUCAUAGUUGUUACCCUGCUAUCCUGUGCCUCUGCUGUUAUGCUGAGGCUGGAGGGAUGCCAGUGCAUUCUGGAAGUGGAGCUGCAGGAAGAGCCCUGUUGGUCUCCGUAAACCCCAAGUGGCAGAGAAUAGUGCCUGCAGAUCUGGGCUGCCAAGGGCUCAGUGCCGCCUUCUCUGUGCCUCAUGGAAUCAGCCCCUGGUGAGGGGAAGGAGGACAUCAUCUCCAAGGUAUUGCCCGAGGGAGCAGCUGCUGGACCACGAGUCUCAGAUCAGGAGAGCAGAGCUGUGAAGGUCAAGGGCAUCUGGAACCAGGCUUCUCCUUGCAGUAUAUUGGAAGUUCUAGGAAAAAAAGAGACAGCAGUCUCGGGCCUCUUUGGCCAGUACUAAUUUGCUAGAAACCUUGAGAAGGGAGCAUGCACAGAGAUCCUGAAGCUAAUUAAUCAGAUCUUUGAGCACAUUAAUUGCAUCAUCCCACCUCCCCCUUCCCUGCUGCCUUAGCUGUUUCCGCCUGGCUCAGCAAAGGGUUAAAUAAGCAGUUACGGGGAGGUUGCUGUCUUAAUACUGCUUUUAAUUGAAAAUGAGAAAUGUUGCUUUGACUGAAGAGGAAAUUGAGAAAUCGGUUUUUCAUGUGACUUCACAUAUCCGUGAAUUCUUCCUAGUGGAAGAGAUCAAGACUUUGCACUGCUGGGGUGGUGGUGGGAGUGCUUCCUUGUCCACAGCUCAGGAAGGAGAAGCUAAGAUGGAAAUUCUUUCACUUAAAAAAAAAAAAAGAAACAUGGGCAAAUUAAAAGUGAUAGCUAAAAAGGAUUUCCUGUAAAUUCAGGUGUGAAGUUGCCAAGGCCUAUUACUGCCCAAGCUGUGCUCCAGUGAAGCUGGAGGUCUGUGGUGAGGCAGCACCAGUGUUUUGUUCCAGCUGAGCACAGCAGUGAUGGGCAGAUCUCCUCCAGCACAGGAGUUAAAGUUGUCUCCUUUCUCUGAGGGGGAAUGAAGAAUUAUAUUCUGUGAAUAGGACCAAAUCCAUCAGCCUGUGCAUUAAUAUGGCAUGGAUGGAAAGAGCUAUAAGACAAAUAAAAAUAAUUAUUGUAGGCUGGGAAGGAUUUUUAUCAGAAGAGGGUAACAAAGUGUGUUUUCACCAACACUGAGAAAAAGAAACAAACCCCAAACCAAUUUGAAAGCUGUUUUCUCCGUCAUUUAACCCACUGAGCUUUGAUUUUCUCACCCAUUCAUUGGUGGGUGGGUGCUCUCCUUCCCAAAGCCUAGAGAGCAAAACAGGGCUCCCGGGCUGGGACUGCCCCAAAAUGCUCCCAGGGCCCUCAAACAGCCCAAAUCCUCCCAUGGAUGGAUGCGGCUUGUGUGUGUGAUGUGUGUGUGUGGGCACGUGUGUAUGAUGUGUUGGCGUGUCUGUGGGGUGUGAUGUGCUGGCAUGUAUGUGGACACAACCUGUAUGUGUGUUUGUGACUCACUCCUCAGUGCCUUUGCCUGUUUGUUUUUAAAACCCUUGCAGUGUUCUGAUGUACAGAAUGAAACUAGAAGAUGAUGUAAUAUUAUGCCAUGUAAAGUUGUUUUUUCUUUUGUC
Messenger RNA from Pogoniulus pusillus (Red-fronted tinkerbird), 4591 nucleotides. RefSeq names its product mitogen-activated protein kinase kinase kinase 3-like. Gene Ontology annotation, molecular function: ATP binding; protein kinase activity; protein binding. Gene Ontology annotation, biological process: protein phosphorylation. Bases 302 to 2137 code for a protein of 611 amino acids. The record is from RefSeq and is a predicted model, not a curated record. The transcript has 18 exons. NCBI's taxonomy places the organism in Eukaryota, Metazoa, Chordata, Aves, Piciformes, Lybiidae.